AAAUGUGUCCAACAUUGAUAAUAGAAGACUUUCACAUGUACAACGUUCCGCUUUGAUAAAAGCACAUAAACCGCACACACAGACACACAUAUUCAUGUUCAUAAUCUCUGUCUUAUUUGCAUGUUUGUAUAAAUAUUAGUUGCGGCAACGGUUUUUUGCAUAGUUCGGCGUUAAAAUGGUGCGAGUGCUGUUCUGUUUCGCCGCCUUAGUGCUCGUCGCUUCCUCCGAAUUGGAGUCCAAUUUCUACAGAGAGGAAGUCUGCGCGUCAAAAGGGGGCUAUUGUCUGACGGCGGACGAAUGCCCGACCAAAAACCUGAGCGAGGAACUCGAAUCCGCGUGUCCGACCCAGAAAAGUUUGGGGGCCGUCUGUUGUCCGAACUACACCGGCGACCUGAACUGCUAUCAGACCCAUAACUCGUGCCGGCCGUCCGACAAAUGCAAGAAGGACCUGAUCCUGGGCAAGAAGGGGUGUAAGGGGGAUAAAAUAUGUUGCACGCUAGUCUAGCAUUUAUUGCGGGUAUUUAAAUGUGGUACAAUAAAUAAAUAAAGUUAACGUAAUUAUAAUUUUAAGCGAA
Aethina tumida (small hive beetle) is the source of this 575-nucleotide messenger RNA. RefSeq names its product U-scoloptoxin(19)-Sm1a. The record is from RefSeq and is a predicted model, not a curated record. The transcript is spliced from 3 exons. Bases 176 to 505 code for a protein of 109 amino acids. NCBI's taxonomy places the organism in Eukaryota, Metazoa, Arthropoda, Insecta, Coleoptera, Nitidulidae.